AUGUCAUAUGAAUCUAUUUGGCACACAGAGCCAAAAACGGAUGUGCGCGUAGCGUGGCGCCUUUCUCUUUUCUCCUUCUUCUCUUUUCUUCUUCUUCUCUUUUCUUCUUCUUCUCUUUUCUCCUUCUUCACUUUUCUCCUUCUUCUCUUUUCUCCUUCUUCUCAACUUCCACUCUCUCAUUUUUCUCAGUAUUAUCGCUUCUUGUUCACUAUAUUUUUCUUCUUCCGAUUUCUUUCUUUCUUUCUUUCUUUCUUUCUUUCUUUCUUUCUUUCUUUCUCUGGAAUUUCAGAAAACUCUAAUUUUUUUCUUUAUUUUUGUAUAUUCACAUCUGCUUCUUUUUCAUUAUUUUUUUUCUCUUUACACACUUUUCCUUCCCCUCCUCCUCCUCCUCGUCCUUAUUCUUCUUCUUCUUCUUCUUCUUCUUCUUCUUCUUAUUAUUAUUAUUAUUAUUAUUAUUAUUAUUAUUUCUUUUCGUUCUUUUCUUUCCGUGGUAUUUUAAACUCACUUUGCUUUUUCUUCUUCUCUUCACCUACUUGUGUUUUUUUCAUUAGUUUCUUUCUCUACUCCUCCUACUCUUCUUCUUCUUCUUCUUCUUCUCAUGAUUAUUAUUAUUAUUAUUAUUAUUAUUAUUAUUAUUAUUAUUAUUAUUAUUAUUAUUCCUUCUCUGGAAUCUCAAACUCUUUUAUUUUAUUUUAUUUUAUUUUUCGGUUUUUCUUUGUAUCUUCCGGUUCUUGUUUUGUUGUAAUUGUUGUUGUUGUUUUAGUUUCUCUCUCUCUUUUUCCUCUACUUCCUCCUCUUCUUUUUCUUUCUCCUUCAUUCGUCUUUAAAACUCUCUCUCUCUCUCUCUAUCUCUUUAAUAUUUGUUACUCAAGACAACUGUUGACUUUUUUGUUCUCUCUCUCUAUUCUCUCUUUAUUUUGUUUCUGGUUUUAUUUCAUUCUUAAAUUUUCUCUCUCUGGAUCAAUCUCUCUCUCAAUGUUGAAUUGUCUCUCUUUUUUUUUUCUCUCUUUGUAA
This is a messenger RNA of Acanthosepion pharaonis, 1014 nucleotides long. The record is from the annotation of a GenBank genome assembly. NCBI's taxonomy places the organism in Eukaryota, Metazoa, Mollusca, Cephalopoda, Sepiida, Sepiidae.